Quercus lobata is the source of this 2068-nucleotide messenger RNA. Its product is annotated as pentatricopeptide repeat-containing protein At2g36730-like. The record is from RefSeq and is a predicted model, not a curated record. Bases 90 to 1433 code for a protein of 447 amino acids. The transcript is spliced from 2 exons. Lineage: Eukaryota; Viridiplantae; Streptophyta; Magnoliopsida; Fagales; Fagaceae. Gene Ontology annotation, molecular function: RNA binding; protein binding. Gene Ontology annotation, biological process: RNA modification.
UUUAAUGAUUAAAAGCCAAAACCUGCUGUUUUAGUUCGGAGUCUUUGAGUUUUAACUUUUAAAGUCUUUUGUGUUAAUGUAAAAGUGUCAUGGUUUCCCGCCAAAUUCAAAACUUGAUCCAACGGUCAAAAACUACCUCCCAUCUCCUCCAAUUCCAGUCUCUGAUUUUCAAAACCGCUCUUGAUCACGACGCCGAAUUCAUCUCUCAGUUCGUUCUUUCAGGGUGCUCUGUUUCAGUCAAUUUUGCAAAAUUAGUAUUCGAUAGCUUGCCCAUUACUCCACCGCUCUUUGCUUGGAACACAAUUAUCAGAGCAUUUACCAAGAGCUCAACUCCAAUACAAUCAGUGAGGCUGUUCUCUCAGCUCCAAAGGGUUGGGAUUAAACCAGACAAUUUCACAUACCCUUUUGUUUUGAAAGCCUGUGGCCGGUGUUCGUUGGUCGGAGAAGGUGGGGCGAUGCAUUCGAUGAUUAUAAAGGCGGGUUUUGAUUUGGAUCGGUAUAUAGGGAAUACCCUUUUGAGAAUGUAUGCAGCUUGUGGUGCUGUCGGGCUUGCGAGGCGGGUGUUUGAUGAAAUGACUGUGAGAGAUGUGGUUUCUUGGAGUUCCAUGAUUGCAGGAUAUGUUGCUUGCAACUGUCCAUCAGAUGCCUUUAAGGUGUUCCAACAAAUGAAACUAGCAAAUGAAAGACCAAACUCAGUCACUUUGGUGAGCUUGCUUUCUGCUUGUACUCAUCUUCUUGAUAUCAACACAGGGGAGUCCAUUCAUUCCUACAUUAUCAUAAACCAUAUGGAAUUGGAUGUUGCUUUAGGGACAGCUCUCCUUGAAAUGUACUCUAAGUGUGGAUAUAUUAACAAAGCUUUCCAAGUCUUCAAUUUGAUGGGUGAGAAGAAUUUGCAGUCGUGGACAAUCAUGAUAUCUGGUCUUGCAGAUCAUGGCCAUGUGGUAGAUGCUAUUUCAUUGUUUACUGAGAUGGAAAGAACUGGGCUGAAACCAGACAGUAUGUCAUUUGCUGGGAUCUUGUCAGCUUGUAGCCACUUGGGUAUUGUUGAAGAGGGUCAAAAGUAUUUUGAUCAGAUGGUAAGAAUUUAUGAUAUCAAGCCAACGAUGGAGCAUUAUGGAUGCAUGAUUGAUUUACUUGGAAGAGCUGGAUUGAUUAAUGAAGCUUAUGAGAUUAUCAAGAACAUGCCAAUGGAGCCUAACUCAGUAAUAAUAAGGAGCUUCCUGGGAGCAUGUAGGACCUAUGGCUGGAACCUUUGUUUAGAUGAUAACCUUAGGAAACUAUUACUUAAAUUAGAGCCUGAACUUGGAGCAAACUAUGUACUUGCAGCUAAUGUAUCUACUUUAUCUGGUUUCUGGAAUGAUGCAGCUGACCUGAGAGUAGCCAUGAAACAGAAGGGCUUGAAGAAGGCUCCUGGGUACAGUUGGUUGGAGUAAAUAGUGUUUGUACUAAGGUAAUCAUCAAAGAGGCUGUAUGGUAACUUUUGAUCUUGGCUAAUGAAGAGUCAUAAUCUAUCUGAAUUUCUGUAUUUUGCUGAGAAUUCAGGGAUGAAGAACAUAGUUUUGGAAAUUAAAGAGGCGUAGUGUAGACUGUAAGAGAGAUGAAUCACUAGUGAACUUAUCUUUUGUAACAAAGUACUUGAGCUUUCCAGGAUUUUUGUUCUUGUUGACAGCUGCACUAUUAGCAUGUGAAAUUAGAUUCCCAACAUGAGCGCAAUAUUAAGUCUUAGACUAAAAGGUACAUAUGGAAUUGAGUUUUGGAGGCUAUUUGGGGAGCUUAACAGAAUGUCAAGGGCAUAUUUGGACAGCCAAUCUGCAUAAAUAUACGCAAAUGCAGCUUGCAUGUUACUGUAAAAUGAAAUUUCAGCUUGCCUAUGAGUGUAAUUUUUCCGUUAUGUGUGAGAACUGAGACCUGACAAAUGUGCAAGAAAUAAAUGUUGAAUUUCUCAACAGUCACCUUUCCUGCAAGCAAUAACCAGAGAUUAGUUCUAAUUUGAGCAGCAUAACUUUCAUGUUAUGGACAUUUAAAGUUGUUGCACUAGAGAGAUUGGCUGAGUCAUCAUGAUGUAUAU